AUCGUGGUAAACGGCAACGUUGGACUGUCUGUUGUUUAGCUGCUCCUUCUUCUACCGUUUUCUGUCAUUCGAGUUAUUCAUGGAAUUCAUAGUGUUCGAACAAAAAAUAUCGUCUAAAUACUCUUAACUGCUUUGCUAAUUACUGGUAUCUGGGAUUGUUAACGGCACGAAACAUUAUUAGGAUCUAUUAUGGAAGACGAGGAGUAUAAGAAAUUGUCCGUUGAAGAGCGGUGCGUGCACAAGCUCUGGAAAGCUAGAGUGAGCGCCUAUGAAGAACUGGUGAAGCUAUUCAGGCAACUGGACGACGAAAAGUCUCCAGAAUUCGGCAAGUACUUGGGUCUGGUCAAGAAGUUUGUGACUGACAGCAAUGCCAUGGGUCAGGAAAAGGGGCUGGAAGCAACUUUGGCUUAUGUGGAAAAUUACGUACACGCCGGGAAAACAGUAUCAGAAGUCAUGUCUGGCAUUGUCCUGAAAUGUCUCGCAGCUCCAAGAACCAAAACUCGCGAGUUGGCCCUGCAAGUGUCUUUGAUGUUCGUGGAAAUUGAAAAAUUUGAUGCUGUUCAAGAAGAAUUGCUUAAAGGGACCGAACAAAAGAAUCCAAAAAUUGUAGCUGCGUGUAUCCAAACCCUAACUACUGCAUUACGGGAGUUUGGAAUAAAAGUAAUCGGCCCUAAACCGAUGGUUAAGCGAAUAGGGGUUUUAUUUUCUGGCAGAGAUAAAGCUGUGAGGGAUGAAGCUCGCGCCAUGGUCAUUGAAAUGUACAAGUGGAUGGGACCCGGCUUGAAGAACCAUUUAGCUCAGGCAAACUUGCAGCCGGUACAAAUGGCAGAACUUGUGGCGGAAUUUGCCAAAGUAGAAGGCCAAAAAGGAUCGCCCACCAGAUACAUCAGAUCGCAGCAGCAAAAACAGGCGAAACUAGCGGCAGAGGCGGAAGAUAUCAAUGACGAUGAAGAGGAAGAAACUCCCGAUGAGGGAGCAGAAGAUAUUGAUCCGUAUGAGUUAGCAAGUCCAGUCGAUAUUUUGUCAAAAUUACCCAAAGAUUUCUAUGAAAAAAUUGAAGCGAAGAAGUGGCAAGAGAGAAAAGAGUCAUUGGAUGCUGUUGAAAACUUGCUAAAGAAUCCCAAAUUGGAAGCAGGAGAUUAUGGGGACUUGGUCAGAGCGCUCAAAAAGGUUAUUCAAAAGGAUUCCAAUGUGGUAUGUGUUGCUUUGGCUGGGAAAUGCAUCGCAGGCCUGGCUACUGGGUUGAAAAAGCGUUUCCAGACUUAUUCUGGUACUUUAGUUUUACCUCUACUGGAGAAAUUUAAGGAGAAAAAGCAGAACGUUCUUACUGCUAUUAGAGAGGCUAUUGAUGCUAUUUAUCUGUCAACCAGCUUAGAGGCAAUAUUAGAUGACGUUUUAGAAGCGCUUGGCAAUAAAAAUCCUACAGUCAAAUCCGAAGUAGCCCUAUUUCUGGCCAGAGCAUUCACAAAGACCCAGCCGGUAGCUGUGAAUAAAAAGUUGCUGAAGUCUGUUACAACCGCCCUAACGAAGAAUAUUAAUGAAUCAGAUCCAGCCGUUAGGGAAUCGUCCGCAGAUGCUUUGGGCACAUUAAUGAAAUUGGUUGGAGAAAAGGCAAUCGGACCAUUUUUAGUAGAAUUAGAAAAAGAUAAACUUAAAAUGGACAAGAUCAAAGAGUUCUGUGAAAAGGCUGAAAUAACAAUCAAAGUACCCGCUGCUAAAAAAGCUAAAUCAACCUCAUCUAUCGUUCCGCAAGAACAGACUGUACCAAAAAUUGUAAAGAAAGUAGUACCAGGAAAAACAGGACCGGCAAAGAAGAAACCUUCAGCAACUACCAUUUCUUCGGGAUCUGCGACCGUUGUCAGGUCAAAAGGGGCAAAAAGUGCUUCAGUUAAACCAGUUUUAAAAAUAGAAAAGGAAUUGGAAGACGGCGAGGUUGAAAGUAUUAUUGCAGACAUAUUAGCUGAGAAUGUGAUUAUGGAGUUGUCGAAUCCGAUGUGGAAAACCAGGCUGAAUGCCGUCGAAGAGAUUUUGACCAAAAUUCAGUCUAUGGAAAAUAAAUCUAUUCCAUCGCAAGCUUUUGUGAAGACGCUGAUGAAAAAGCCUGGUCUCAAGGACACUAACUUUCAAGUGAUACGUAAGAAACUUGAAAUAAUUAAGUACCUUGCUGAAAAUAGUAUAUUUUCCACAACAACAGUUGACUGUUGUGUUGGAGAUAUAUCGGAAAAAUUCGGAGAUGCAAAAAAUGGUAGUAUAGUUGCAGAUACAUUAACUGCUAUGGCGGAAGCAACCAGUUUGGGUCACGUUUCAAGCACAAUGCUGAGCGCCAUAUUUGCACAAAAAAGUCCUAAGAUUCAACAAGAAGGUUUGACUUGGCUGACAACAGCUUUGAAGGAAUUUGGAAUCGCGAGUGUAGAUGUGAAGGCGCUUAUCGAUUCUUGCAAAAUCGCUCUCAGCUCUGCUAAUUCAGGUGUAAGACAGUCGGCCAUACUUCUUUUGGGAACCAUGUAUUUGUAUAUGGGAAUUAAUUUACACAUGUUUUUCGAGAACGAGAAGGCGGCAUUGCGCGAUCAAAUUCACGCUGAAUUUGACAAGUAUGAGGGUGUUACUGCACCUGCUCCUAUUCGAGGCAAGAAAGUUGUAGCAAAAUCAGCCAGUUCCGACAGUUUGGACGAAAUUGGUCAUGAAGCCGUUGGUCAGAACGAGCCAGUCAUUAAUGUUCGGGACUUACUCCCGCGGGUGAACAUAAGUGGCCAGAUAACUGAGGCGUUGUUAAAUGAAAUGAGUGGCAAAGCCUGGCAGGAAAGGAUGGAGGCUUUGACUAAAUUGAAUAAUAUUAUUCAAGAAGCCAAAUUUAUAAAGCCUAAUUUAGGCGAUCUGCCACAGCCUCUGGCAGCAAGGUUAACGGACAGCAACGUUAAAAUAGCCCAGACGGCUUUAAAUAUUUGCCAAAGCAUUACCAAAUCCAUGGGGUCAUCCUCAAAGCAGUAUAUCAGAAUAUGGUUUUCAGGGUUUAUUCAGAAUUUAGGAGACAGCAAGGCGUGGAUGAGAACAGCAGCCCGAGAAACAAUAAACGCAUUUUCCGAGCAAUGCGGUUAUAAAGAAUUCUUUGAAGGAGAAAUUAUUUCAGACGCUCUUAAAUCGGGCUCGCCAACCCUGAGGUCGGAAUUGUGGAACUGGUUGGCUGAAGUUUUACCAAACGUGCCCCUAAAAUCCAUUUCRAAGGAAGAGCUGGUGCUAUGCCUACCGUAUUUGUACACUAAUUUGGAAGACAGAAAUGCGGAUGUCAGGAAAAGUGCCGGAGAAGCAGUUUUAGGAAUUAUGAUACACACAGGCUUUGAAUCGAUGCACAAGCAAACCGAAAAACUGAAGCCUGGUUCCAAGUCCAUCGUUAUAACUGCAUUAGAAAAAGCCAGGGCCUACUUGCCUGAAAAGCCGUUACCGAAAAAAGCACAAGUUAUUGAGAAGAAAACUGUGAAGGGCAACACACUUGUGGCAACCAAGCAAAAUGCCGUAAAACCUAAGGGAAGUUCUAGUCCCGCAAAACGCAAUGUGUCCCCGACUGGCCGAAAAAAGGAUGAUGAUAAUGAUACAUCCCCACUUUUGGUUGUCAACAACCUGAAACACCAAAGAACUAUCGACGAAUCGAAACUCAAGGUUCUUAAAUGGAAUUUUACACAGCCAAGAGACGAGUUCAUUGAUUUGCUGAAAGAUCAAAUGACCGCUGCGAAUGUUAAUAAAACAUUAAUGUUUAAUAUGUUUCACGCUGAUUUCAGAUUUCACAUUAAAGCAAUCGAAGCUUUGAUGGAAGAUCUUCCAGAUCAUAGCGAGGCAUUGAUUUCGAAUUUGGACUUGAUUUUGAAGUGGCUGACUCUCAGAUUUUUUGACACUAAUCCUUCGGUGUUGCUUAAAGGUCUUGAAUAUCUACACGCAAUUUUUAAUAUGCUGUCGGAGAACCAGUAUCGGAUGUUGGAAAACGAAGGCUCUAGCUUUAUGCCUUACUUGGUACUAAAGGUUCGAUGAUUGAGCGCUAUGGGGUGACCGUUUGUCAACCGAGUCCUGCUAUCUGCCUUAAAGAAGUGGCAAAACAGAUAUCCGACAGGGACAAUUCUGUGAGAAAUGCCGCUUUGAAUUGUGUGGUUCAAGUGUUCAACAUCGUCGGCGAGAAGGUGUAUAAAAUGGUUGGAAAUAUAUCCGAUAAAGACAUGUCAUUACUAGAGGAGCGAAUUAAGAGAACGAGCCGAAAAACGGUGAUACUUAAAAGUGAGGUUAAUCCCAGUGUGCCAGAAGUGCCACUACCUACAAAAAAAGUGUGCAGUCGCAAUGACACUACGGUUUUUAAAAGUGAUGAGGAUCAAGAUGUCGAAGAGGAACCCCUCUCUGUCCCGGUGCCCACGCUUCCUUCAGCUGUUCCUUUUGAACAGCCGAAGAAGGAAAUUCAAGGACCGUUUAAACUGGAAUCCGAGAUUAUGAAUGAUUUGGACAAGAUUACUCCGUAUUACGAGCGAAUUCCCACUGUGGAAGUUGAUUACGGUUUUCUGAGCGAAGAACUCAAAAUGCCAUCUUUCUUCGAUAACAAAGUCAAGAUUAUGCCAUUGUCUCCUCCAAAACCGGUGACUACCAGAGUAAGCAAUAGUCCAAAUGGGUCCGGCUCCGAUCCGGACCUUAGCAGAUCAAUAAAACUCAUCGCAUCGCAGAACUUAGUUCUUGGCCUGCAAGGUGUGGAGCAAUGCCUGGAAUAUAUGAACAAUCCGCUUAAAGUUCAAGUCUUUCCAGAACACGAAAAUGAAUUUUUUGAGGCGAUCACAUCAUUGUUACAGUAUCUCCGUACAUUAGAUCCGCUUACAAAUCCCACUGCUGCAAAGAUUUACAGGAAUGUUUUCCGAAAUAUUGAUGCGUUCUGUUCAAAGCCCCAACUUGGUGCAAACCUCCGGGUCGAAUCAAUCAAGCAAAUUAUGAACGAAUUACUGACAUUACUUGUUGAGGAAAAGCUGGAUAAAUGCGGAGGUGCUUACUUUAGAGUCAUCAACAGUAAUUGUGCUAAGAUCAUUGAGCUUUCUGCGCACACAAAUGUAAUAUGUGCUUUGAUUCAACUAAUGAUCGAAAAGGUUGGUAGUGAAAACUCCUCCGAAAGACACGUAGACUUGGUUAUGAAAUGUCUGUGGAAAGUGAUCAGACUGAUGCCCACUUGGGGUGACGCUGUCGAUUACGAAAGAGUAUUAUUGGAUGUCCAUAAUUUCCUGGUGAAGUUUCCUCCAUCGUGGUGGAGUUCGCGGCCCAUGGAUACUCCGUUAAAAACCAUAAAAACUAUUUUGCAUUCCAUUGUAAAAUGUAAAGGUGCCAGUUCUAUGCAGUUGCUGCGGAAGAUACCCAAUCCAGCCGAAUCUGAUAUAGAAUCUUAUAUGCAGCGACUAUUAAAGAGUUUUAAAAUUGCACAAGCUCAAGACGUUCCUCUGCAAUCCCAAAAAAAUUCACUGUCACGAGCAAAUCACAACAUGUUGACAGACAUUUUCCAGAAGAUUGGAAACAAAGAGAAUACCAAGGAUGGACUGAACCUGUUAUACGACUUCAUACAGCAGCAUCCCGAAGCAGACAUCGAGCCGUUCCUGAGCAAAUCUAGCAAGUUUUUCCAAGAAUAUAUUCAGACCGGCCUGAAAGAAAUUGAUAGUAUAAGACGCAUUGCUAAGCAUAGUAAUAGUGGAGAACCCAACAGUGAUGAAGAAAUUGAUCCUGAGAAAACCCCGGAGUACUUCGAAGAAAGACUGAAAACUUGGCGUUUCAUUUGGGAUGAGCUGAUGGCAGGCCGAACAGUUGAUGACGCUUUGUGGCCCUUGGACCCAAACAAUCCAUAAACUCUAAAGUACACCUGAAGGUAUUUAAUGUGUAAAAGAAACUGGUACCUACCAUUAAAUAUUAAUAAUGAUAAUUAUUAAGUUUACUUUUUGAUACUUUUCAACUUACACGAACUUAAUGUCUAAUUUUUGUUAUCUCGUAGCAAGGUAGUCGCAAUUCAGGAAAACGGCUAGUAAAUGGAAGUAACUAAUGAAUUAGGAUUAUUUAUAUAAUAUUAGAGUUAGGAAUUGUAAACCAUUUACCAUGAUUGAUGGCCAUAAUCGUAUUUACUGUUUGUAAAAUAUUGGUUUUAUUUAUUUAGCUGCAUUUAAAAUUGUAAUAAAGGUAAAUCAAAGAGAACUUUUGUUAGUGAUGUAGUUUGUCGUUGUGAACAUUUUACCGUUAAUUAAAUAAAAAUUCCAUACAUGAAUACGUU
This is a messenger RNA of Dendroctonus ponderosae (mountain pine beetle), 6265 nucleotides long. RefSeq names its product protein mini spindles (gene msps). Gene Ontology annotation, biological process: microtubule polymerization; centrosome duplication; establishment or maintenance of microtubule cytoskeleton polarity. Gene Ontology annotation, cellular component: spindle pole; centrosome; microtubule plus-end. Gene Ontology annotation, molecular function: microtubule plus end polymerase activity; microtubule plus-end binding. The record is from RefSeq and is a predicted model, not a curated record. NCBI's taxonomy places the organism in Eukaryota, Metazoa, Arthropoda, Insecta, Coleoptera, Curculionidae.